AUGCAUGAUCGAGGUGUCAUGAAGACUUAUCACCAUGAGAAUGCUUUGCUUGGGAUUGACAAGGAGAAGCAACCAAAGGUGUUAAGGUGCUUUUCGAAGUAUGUAAAGGGAAGGGUUGAGGCUGCUGGUUUAUUGCCUUUGAUGACAUGCAUCUUUCCCUCGGUGGACAAGACCAUGUUGUCGGCGUUUUCGGAGAUAUGGAAGCUAGAGACUUCCUCUUUUCAUCUACCAUUUGGGGAGAUGACCAUCACAUUGGAUGAUGUUAGUUCUUUGCUACACAUUCCUGUGGAGGGAAAAUUCUUCACUCUCCCAACCCUGACUUGUGAGGAAGCAACCAUAAUACUAGUUAAGCAGCUAGGUGUUACACGAGAUGAGGUUGCAGAGGAGAUCCGGAGGUCCUUAGGACCUUAUGCUCGGUCUUCAUGGCUCUUGAAGGUGGUUGAGGAGAUGGCUGAAAAAGGAUUGACCAAGAAAGCUGCUAGAGCCUUCUUGUUGCGCUUGGUGAAGAUGACAAUCUUCUGUGGGAAGACAAACAGCAAGGUGGAGGUUUCAUAUUUGGGGCUGUUUUUGGGCUUGGAAAAGGUUGGGGAGUUUGCAUGGGGCGCCAUGGAAUUGGCUUACCUUUAUGACCAGCUUAAGGAAGCUACGAAGCUAAGAACCAAUAGCAUUGGAGGCUACUUGAACUUGUUUCAGGCAUGGAUAUUUGAGCAUUGUCCCACCAACUUGUUUGAUAGGAAUGUGUGUCUUUAUAGUGGCUGGAUUCGCCAUUCAGGCAUGAUCCGACCAUACGUGCCAGAGCGUGUGAUGAGGCAGUUCCAAAUGCUCCAGGAUCAACCCAAUUUACCACCAGCUAACAUUCCCCCUAUUGAGGAGAUUGAUAAUUUGGAAAAGGAGGCUGAUGAUGAUGAUAGUGGCAGUGGAGAUGCAAUGCAUGGUGGUGGUGGCCCUGACAAGAAAAGGAAAGGAAAAGUGGCUGAGGUUUCUUAA
Molecule: messenger RNA, 987 nt
Organism: Lotus japonicus
Lineage: Eukaryota; Viridiplantae; Streptophyta; Magnoliopsida; Fabales; Fabaceae
Product: protein MAINTENANCE OF MERISTEMS-like
Exons: 5
Coding region: 1-987 (328 amino acids)
Biological process (GO): meristem maintenance; meristem development
Source: RefSeq, a predicted model, not a curated record